AUGGCUGAACAAGCUGGCCCUUUGGCUGGUCUCACUCUCCAAGAUCAGAAGCUCAUCAUGAACGCCUUUAAAAGCUUGAAGGGUGGAUUCGAUGUCGACUAUGCAAAACUCGCGGAGAAAAUGCAAUGGUACAUAAAGGAUGACUCCACUAAGCCGAACACCAAGAGGGCCAACAACGCGUGGCUGAGCACGAGGAAGAAGCUGUUUCCAGACGGCUUCCCAGCUAGUGGUGCUGUAUCUGACACUGGAGCUGCCAAAGUGAAACCGCCCGCUACUCCUCGCAAGAAGAAGGACGCAGAUGCAUCCCAAACUCCACGAGCUAAGAAAACUCCUACAAAGAAGAGCGAGCUGAAGGCCGAAAGUGAUGAUGAGGAACCUGCAACUGAACCUGUCGCGAGUACUAACGGCGUGUCCGACAAGUCAGCUGCUGCUAGCCCCGCAAGAAACACGGAUGGUGAAAGUGAGGAAGUAGCUGAGGCGAAUGUCAAAGAUACUGACGAGAACGCUACGACCGAGACCGAGGUUGCCGAUGCCGACGACGAUGCAGCCAUGGAUGAUUCUACUGCUUUGAAGACAAAUGAAAAUGCUCCGGUCACACCUGUCACUGCCACCUCCGUUGCAGAUGACAUGUCCGCUGGUUCUAUGACUCCAACUCCAGUCUCGGCCAAGGUGAAGCCUGCUCCUACCACGCCAAAGCCGAAAGCUGCACCGAAAGCUGCGAAGACUCCUAACACUGAGAAUGCCGCCAAGGCUGCUACUGUUACCCUCCCGGAGACGCCUGUCACUCCCACGUCAAAGGCUACUCCUAGGAAGCGCAAAACCAAGGCAGAGAAAGAGGCAGAAACCACCGCAGCGGCCGGUAGCGAUGACAGUGAUGCAGACGAAACACCUCCUGCUAAAAAACGCAAGUCCGUUGAUGCCAAAGCCGUGGUCAAAAAUGAGGGCGAUGAGGAAGCCACUGAGACUGAGAGCGAUGGUGGUCAGUCUUCAGUCAAGCCUACACCGGUGAAGACACCACGCAAAUCUUCAGCUGCAGCACUCGAGAAAAAGGCAGCGAAAGAAAAGGAGAAGGCAGAGAAGCUGGCAGAGAAGCUGGCUGCAAAGGAGAAAGAAAAGGCAGACAAGAUAGCCGCGAAAGAGAAAGGAAAAGCUGACAAGCAGGCCGCGAAAGAGAAAGAAAAGGCUGACAAGCAAGCCGAAAAGGAGCGAAUUAAAGCUGAGAAGGCCGCAGCGAAGAAGACUCCAACCAAGAAGGCAGCAGCAGCAAAAGCAUCUCCUGCUCCCAACAGAGAUACUGAAUCACCACCGAAGUCCAAGGCUCCCCGCAAGCCGGCUGCUGCGCAGCAAAUCAAGAAGGCAGACAAGGAAGAAGCUGACGCUAAAGCAGCCUUGCUUCGCCAAGAGGAGAUUGACAAGAAAGCCGACAAGGUCUUCAAGGGUGCGAGGACCGACAAACCAGCCAAGACCGAUGCCAGCAAGAACGAUGCUGCCGCCGAAAUAACAGCUACUCACAACGAACCUCUAGAGGUAGACGGCUUCAUUGCUAUCAACGCUAACGGCACCAAUAGUCCUGCUGGAUCUACUGCGGCCUCCGAGACUGCAAAAGCUGCACUCAAGAUCGCCAUCGAGGAGGAAGAAGGAGACACUAUCGCCGUCGCUACCGACGAUAAGAACGUCGCUGUUUCGAUCGAGAAGGCUGAUGACACGAUCGUUGUCGGUGAGGGGGCUUGA
Messenger RNA from Endocarpon pusillum Z07020, 1731 nucleotides. RefSeq lists its product as uncharacterized. The transcript has 2 exons. Lineage: Eukaryota; Fungi; Ascomycota; Eurotiomycetes; Verrucariales; Verrucariaceae. The coding region runs from base 1 to 1731 and encodes 576 amino acids. The record is from RefSeq and is a predicted model, not a curated record.